AUAAACCUUAAUUAGAAGCAAACCCACUUUGAAGCCAAAAUUUUUGUUGGGUAUUUUCUUCUCUUCCCAAAAGGGAAAGUCAGAGUUGAAGGUGAUGAUGCAGAUCGUGAUCAGAGUCCGUAAAAGCUGCAUGUUGCUAUUUACGGCUGCAAUCAUCAUCACAUGUCCCUUCCGUAUUUUGCCUAUUUAGAAACCAAUCCACUCUUUACUAUUACUAAUAUGCUAUAAUGAUUGAAUAAUACUAAUACUUAAAUAUAAGUAAGCACCAGAGAGAGAGAGAGAGAGAGAGAGAGAGAGAGUAUUAAAUUAUUAUUAUGGCAUGGCAGUGUCUCAGUUCUAACUGCUGAGUUCUGUUCUGUGAGCUUGAAGGGGUUCCAACUUCCAAGUUCCAAUCCCAAAGGGCGGUGAUUAAGAUUUUGUGCUUCGUCACAAUUCACAACCAGACAUAUAUAUGCAGAUGCAGCUGUAACAGUAAAGUUGCUAGCGGGGAUUUUUAUUCCCAAGCUACUUCUGCUUCUAAUAAAAACCUCACCCUUCUCUCUGCUCAUCAGAAUUUUUCCUUGCAAGUGCAGUUGAAGUGACAAUGUCCUCUUCAAGGCCCAGCCAAUCAUCCAGCAAUAAUUCUGGCAGAUCUAGAACAUCAAGACUCAGUGCUAGGAGGAUGGCUCAGACAACUUUAGAUGCAAAACUGCAUGCAACUUUUGAGGAAUCGGGUAGUUCUUUUGACUACUCCAGUUCAGUGAGAAUGUCUCCUGCUGGUACUGUCAGUGGAGACCAUCAACCAAGGUCUGAUAGAGCAACAAGUUCUUACCUCCAUCAGACACAGAAAAUCAAGCUUAUCCAGCCAUUUGGGUGUUUGUUAGCUUUAGAUGAGAAAACAUGCAAGGUCAUUGCUUACAGUGAGAAUGCACCUGAAAUGCUCACCAUGGUUAGUCAUGCUGUCCCCAGUGUAGGUGACCACCCUGCUCUUGGCAUUGGCACUGACAUAAGAACUAUUUUCACUGCCCCAAGUUCUGCUGCUAUUCAGAAGGCACUGAGAUUUGGGGAUGUUUCACUUCAUAACCCCAUUCUAGUCCAUUGCAAGACCUCUGGGAAGCCCUUUUAUGCAAUUAUCCAUCGUGUUACCGGUAGUGUGAUCAUCGAUUUUGAGCCGGUCAAGCCUCAUGAAGUUCCCAUGACUGCAUCAGGAGCCCUGCAAUCCUACAAGCUUGCAGCAAAAGCAAUAACUAGAUUGGAAUCCUUGACUACUGGGAACAUGGAAACACUAUGUAACACAAUGGUUCGAGAGGUUUUUGAGCUCACAGGUUAUGACAGAGUGAUGGCUUAUAAAUUCCAUGAGGAUGAUCAUGGGGAAGUGAUUGCUGAGGUUAAAAGGCCAGGCCUAGAGCCAUAUCUGGGGUUGCACUACCCAGCCACUGAUAUUCCUCAGGCGACACGCUUUUUGUUUAUGAAGAACAAGGUGCGUAUGAUAGUUGAUUGUUGUGCAAAGCAUGUGAAUGUGCUUCAAGACAAAAAAAUUCCAUUUGAUUUAACCUUGUGUGGAUCAACCUUGAGAGCUGCUCAUAGUUGCCACUUGCAAUACAUGGAGAACAUGAAUUCUAGUGCUUCCUUGGUUAUGGCAGUUGUGGUAAAUGACAAUGAUGAAGAUGGGGAUAGUUCUGAUGCUGUUCAACCACAGAAGAGUAAGAGACUCUGGGGUUUAGUAGUUUGCCAUCACACUACUCCCAGAUUCGUUCCUUUCCCUCUUAGGUAUGCUUGUCAAUUUCUGGCUCAAGUAUUUGCGGUUCAUGUGAGCAAAGAGCUAGAGAUAGAGUAUCAGAUUAUUGAGAAGAACAUCCUGCAAACUCAAACACUCUUGUGUGAUAUGCUGGUGCAAGGUGAGCCCCUAGGCAUUGUUUCACAAAGUCCUAAUAUAAUGGAUCUUGUGAAGUGUGAUGGAGCAGCCCUGCUAUAUAAAAACAAGGUGUGGCGAUUAGGGGUAACACCAAGUGAAUCUCAGAUAAAAGAGAUAGCUUUGUGGCUCUUUGAGUGCCAUGAGGAUUCCACAGGUUUUUGUACAGAUAGCUUGUCUGAUGCAGGCUUCCCUGGGGCUGCUGCUCUUGGUGAUAUUGCAUGUGGAAUGGCAGCUGCCAGAAUAGCUUCCAAAGAUAUACUUUUCUGGUUUCGGUCUCACACAGCCUCAGAAAUCCGAUGGGGUGGUGCAAAGCAUGAGCCUGGUGAAAGGGAUGAUGGUAGGAGGGUGCAUCCAAGAUCAUCAUUCAAGGCUUUCCUUGAAGUUGUGAAGACAAGGAGCUUACCCUGGAAGACCUAUGAAACGGAUGCCAUUCAUUCGUUGCAGUUAAUACUGAGAGAUGCAUUCAAAGAGACACAGAGCAUGGAGAUAAGCACAUAUGCUAUCGAUACAAGGCUAGGUGAUUUGAAGAUUGAAGGAAUGCAAGAACUGGAUGCAGUGACAAGUGAGGUGGUAAGGUUAAUUGAAACAGCAACGGUGCCAAUUUUGGCGGUUGAUGUUAAUGGGAUGAUCAAUGGAUGGAACACAAAAAUUGCUGAGUUGACAGGUCUUCCAGUUGAUGAAGCUAUUGGAAAGCAUUUACUCACACUUGUAGAGGAUUUUUCAGUAGAUAGAGUCAAGAAGAUGUUGGACAUGGCAUUGCAGGGUGAGGAAGAGAGAAAUGUCCAAUUUGAGAUCCAAACACAUCAUAUGAAGAUUGAUUCUGGUCCCAUCAGCUUGGUAGUUAAUGCUUGUGCAAGCAGGGAUCUUCAAGAUAAUGUUGUGGGAGUUUGUUUUCUGGCACAAGAUAUAACUGCUCAGAAAACAAUGAUGGACAAAUUCACCCGAAUUGAAGGUGACUACAAGGCAAUUGUACAGAACCCAAACCCAUUGAUCCCUCCAAUAUUUGGCACAGAUGAAUUUGGUUGGUGUUGUGAAUGGAAUUCAGCUAUGGCAAAAUUAACUGGAUGGAAGCGAGAGGAGGUAAUGGAUAAAAUGCUUUUAGGAGAGGUUUUCGGGACCCAAAUAGCUUGUUGUCGCCUAAGGAAUCAUGAAGCUGUUGUUAACUUUAGCAUUGUACUUAAUACAGCCAUGGCUGGUUUGGAAACAGAGAAGGUUCCUUUUGGUUUCUUUGCUCGUGAUGGAAAGCAUGUAGAAUGUAUUCUUUCUAUGACUAAGAAAUUGGAUGCAGAAGGUGUAGUUACUGGUGUCUUCUGCUUCUUGCAACUAGCAAGUGCAGAGCUGCAACAAGCAUUACACAUUCAGCGCAUAUCUGAACAAACUUCAUUGAAAAGACUGAAAGAUUUAACUUAUUUGAAAAGGCAAAUCCAGAAUCCUUUAUAUGGGAUUAUGUUCUCCCGGAAAUUGUUAGAGGGUACUGAGUUGGGAGCUGAACAAAAACAAUUUCUGCAAACGGGCAUUCGGUGUCAACGCCAGAUUAGCAAAAUUCUGGAUGACUCGGAUCUUGACAGCAUCAUUGAUGGCUACAUGGAUUUGGAGAUGGUUGAAUUCACUUUGCAUGAAGUUUUGGUUGCCUCCCUAAGUCAAGUCAUGACAAAGAGUAAUGCAAAAGGUAUCCGAGUAGUCAAUGAUGUUGAAGAGAAGAUCACAACAGAGACCUUAUAUGGUGAUAGUAUCAGGCUUCAGCAGGUCUUAGCUGACUUUUUAUUGAUUUCCAUCAAUUUCACACCAACUGGAGGUCAGGUUGUUGUAGCAGCCACGCUAACCCAACAGCAGUUAGGGAAAUUAGUUCAUCUUGCUAAUUUGGAGUUCAGCAUAACGCAUGAUAGUUUUGGGGUUCCAGAAACAUUGCUGAACCAGAUGUUUGGACGCGAUGGACAUGAAUCUGAGGAGGGUAUUAGCAUGCUGAUUAGCAGAAAGCUGCUAAAGCUCAUGAAUGGAGACGUACGUUAUUUAAGGGAAGCAGGCAAAUCAUCUUUCAUCCUAUCUGUUGAACUUGCCGCAGCACAUAAAUCCAACACUUAACAUUUUGGAAAUAAAACCAAACCAUAUUUUUUGUACAUCAGAAAGUGAAAGGAAGCAAGAAAUUUGCAUUCCUUGUUCAAUAUUUAACUCGUUAUUGAUUACCUUCUUGUAAGGUGAUGUAGAUAUGUAAUGUAUAAGUGUAUAACUAACUAUUUACACACUAUAGACCUGUUCUCAUCUACAGCAAUGAUGCUUCAUUUGCAACAAAAUGAAACAUAGGGACUAACUAGGAGCAUGUUAAAUGGCAUUGUUUUCUA
Messenger RNA from Glycine soja, 4233 nucleotides. RefSeq names its product phytochrome A-like. Gene Ontology annotation, biological process: detection of visible light; red, far-red light phototransduction; regulation of DNA-templated transcription. The transcript has 5 exons. NCBI's taxonomy places the organism in Eukaryota, Viridiplantae, Streptophyta, Magnoliopsida, Fabales, Fabaceae. Gene Ontology annotation, molecular function: phosphorelay sensor kinase activity; protein homodimerization activity; photoreceptor activity. The record is from RefSeq and is a predicted model, not a curated record. The coding region runs from base 584 to 3976 and encodes 1130 amino acids.